Messenger RNA from Aspergillus tubingensis, 1263 nucleotides. Its product is annotated as fungal specific transcription factor domain-containing protein. The record is from RefSeq and is a predicted model, not a curated record. Bases 1 to 1263 code for a protein of 420 amino acids. The transcript is spliced from 6 exons. Gene Ontology annotation, biological process: DNA-templated transcription. Gene Ontology annotation, molecular function: zinc ion binding; DNA binding. Lineage: Eukaryota; Fungi; Ascomycota; Eurotiomycetes; Eurotiales; Aspergillaceae.
AUGAGCCAGAAGGUUCUAGUGACACGGAGGCAUAUUGCUGAAUUGAAGCAGAGAGCGGCACAGUUGGAGAAUCAUACGAGUGACCUUCACACGAUAGGAUUGGCUCCCGACAAUAGCUCAGCUUCUUGUGAACGUCCUCCGGAAAGCAUACCGGAUAACUACCAUACUCCCCCAGAAGGCGAUUAUCCUGAAUCCGAAUUGGUGAAUCCACUUGUCUCUGGGCCACCUGCCUUUAUGUCACCGGGCAAUGGAAGAACUUAUUAUUUAGGGACAUCCUCAAAUUGGUCCUUCGCUCGACGCGUACUCAGUGCGGUUCAUGAACAUGCUCAUAAAGAAUCCUUACCAACAGAGGCGCUGGUGUUCGAGGGAACUGCAUAUGACCUGGGCUGGGACGGAUCCCGAACUGAUCCGAGUCCAGAAAGCCCUGUCAUUCCAACACUUGACCAUGCCAUAUUCCUGAUCAAUGCCGUCAAGUUUCGCUGUGGGCAGUUAUACCACUUGUUUGAUGACAGUGACUUUAUGAAAUCACUCUAUAGUUUCUACUCGGAAGGUCAGAGGACAAGACCGAGAGGCCUAUGGUACAUCCACUUUCUUAUCAUUCUGGCUUUCGGAAAAAUGUUCACACAUGUGAAGUACCUUAAGGGAAAGCCCCCUGGUAUCAGCCUCUUUGUCAAAGCUUUGCAAAUUCUACCAGAUCACACCCUCCUUUACUCCUCACCGAUGGUAUCGACCGAGAUUCUAUGCUGUAUUGCCAUUUUCUACCAAGCCCUCGACUGUCGAACUGCCUCUCAUAACUAUGUGGGUCAAGCGAUGCGAAUGGCCAUGGCUCAUGGCAUGCACACCUGUAUGCCCGUCACGGAACUGGGACGGCAUAGUGUUGAGAGGUGCCGGAAGAUCUGGUGGACUGUCUAUAUUUUGGACAGACACAUGACCUCUAUUCAGGGGCUUCCCCAGUCUGUCGACGACCGCUUCAUUCAAGCCAGGUUGCCCUCUCCUGAGGGCUCUGAAAAUAUGACAAACUUAGACAUGCACAUUAAAUUAUGCCGGAGCAUAGCUGAUAUCAAUGCCACAGUAUAUGCCACUGAUGGCAGACUUAACCGAACCUUUUUAUUGAACAUCAAAGGAGCAUUGUCCAACCUAGCAGGACUGGCAGAUGACCUCAACAAAUCAUUCCCGCUGCGUCUAGAAGCAACAGACAGUGGUCUCUCUCGAGUAGCAGCAUAUUUGCACCUAUUUUACCAACAAGUGGGUUCAUCUUCCUAG